AUGUUACUUGAAAACAUAAAAGUAAUUAGUAUUGAUUUUCAUAGGUUGCUAUUCGAAUUAGGCCAUUUAAUAAUAAAGAUCUUGAGAUUAGUGAUAAGUGUACUCUAAAGGUUACAGAUUAAGAAACCUUAUUAACAAUUCCUCCAGUAGAGAGAGAAGUUAAGUAAGGUAAAAAGAUCUAUAAAUUUAAUUGGGUUUUUGAUUAAAUAGCUUCUCAAAAGGAUAUAUUUGAAAAGACACUUGAGUAUUAAGUACUUUGUUUGUUAGAUGGAAUAAAUGUAACACUUUUUAGUUACGGGGCAUCUGGAACAGGAAAGUCUCAUACGUAUAUAUAUUUAAGUUAUUUUAAGACUUAUGAAACUAAAUGAAGAUUAUGGAUUAUUGAUUAGAGCUCUUAAUUAGUUAUUUUAAACUAUACAUAUUAAAAAGAGGAAGAUUUCUAUGAAAUUCUCAUAUUUAGAAAUUCAAUAAGAAUAACUUUAUGAUUUACUUAAUAAUAUGAAUGGUAAUCUAGAGAUAAGAGAUGAUAUUGAUAAAGGAUUGAUAAUAAAUGGAAUGAGAGAAAUCGAUGUUGUUAGCACCUAAGAAGUAAUUAAUUUAAUAUAGUAUGGAAAACGACAAAAAUCAAGUAAAUAACAUGAAAUUCUAAUAUUAACAAACUACAUUUAAGAUAAUAUUGGUUCAAAUAAUGAAAUUUCUGUUUCUAAAUUUAUUAUAGCUGAUCUAGGUUGGAUUGAUAAAAGUGGAUAAAAGUCUGCAUCUUUAUAAGUUCUUAAUGAUUGUAUUUCCUUAAUGAGUGAAGCUUAGAAUAAAAAGAUUUAACCAUUCAUUCCAUAUAGAAAUAGUAAAUUAACUAGAAUUCUAAAGGAUUCAUUCAGUGGCAAUUCUAAAACAUUAAUUAUUGGAUGUGUUUCACCUUCUAUAAUAAAUUAUGAAGAUACUAUUCAAACACUUGAGUAUUGUUAAAUGGCUUCAGGGAUAUUCAAUUAAGGAAUCAUCAAGAAUCUACAAUAAAAUAAUCAUUAAGAAGAUUUUAAAUUAAUUUAUGAUUAAUUAGUAAAUGAGAAUGCAGAAUUAAAGAAAUAAUUAAAUAACAAAUCAAUUUAGAAACCUAUCAUUAAUGAUAAAGAAUAAACAAAAUUAUAUGAAGAAAAUAUUAUUGAUCAUUUUAAUAAUGAAUAAGAUAUUAAUCAAUCUAUUUUUAAGUAUAAAUGGGAAAUUGAGUAAAUUAAAUUUAAUAUUAAUGAAAACUAAGAAAAUCUUUAACGUAUUGAUGGAAUAGAUAGAAAAGCAGCAGAUUCAUUUAGACAUCUAAUUGAAUAAGAUUAAAAGUUAUUAUAUAAUUAUUAAGAAUAAUUAACUAAAUUUUAAAAAGAAGCUAGUAAUUUUGGUAUCCAAAGAACAGCAUUAUAAGAAGUAAGAUAAUUAAAUUAUAAAUUUAGAAUGUAAAUUAAAGUAAUUUAUCAAAUUCUUAUAAAUUAUAUUUAAUUAAUCUAAUUGAAAAACAUAUUCUGAGAUUAGAAGUAUAUGAGAUUAAACUUAAAGAAUAAAUAAAUGAAUUACAUAGAUAAUAACAUGAAAGAAUAAUGGCAAUAUAAAGAAGUUAGAUAACUUUGCGUGACAGAAUUAUUGCAGAUUAAAGAAAACAUAUUAUAUAACAUGGUAAAAAUCAUUCAGUUUAACAUUAUUCUUAAAUUGAUACAACAACUGAAGUGAUAGAUGGAACUAAAGCAAAACUCAAACAUUAUCCAUUACCAAAAGUUAAAGGUACUAUGAAUUUAAAAUUAAGAUCAUUAUUUUAAUAGGGAAGCUUACAUUUAAAGAAAAGAGUCACCUAAAUCAAUAUUUAGUCCAAGAUUACAAACUCCUUUACAAUUAAAAGAUAAAAAACCUUUUGUACCUAAAACUCCUCACACUAAAAUACUUGAUAAUCUUUCUACUCCAACUUUACCAAAAUAAAAUCCACUUGCAAAAGCACCUCCAUAAAAAAUUAUUGAUUCUAAAUCAAUGGUUGCCUUGCCAUUAAUAACAACAAAUAGAAAUUUAUCUAAGUUUGUUUAUGAUUGGAGAGGAGGUGGUUAUAAAUUCAUAGAAGAUGCUAAUAAAAUACCAUCUUAAAGAGAACUUAAAUAAAUUAUUUAAUCCAAAUAACAUACUUAAUAAAGUCUUGACAAAUCAUUUUUCACUACUUCUAGUAGAAGUAUAUCAAUAUAAAAUUAUUAGGCACAUCUACAAAAAGAGUAUCUUUUAAGUAAAGUUUAUUACUUCCUGGAAAAGUUCAUGAAUCACCUUAUGUAAAAGGAUUUAUUAAUAAAGAAAUAUAAAGAAAGAUCAAAUUACAAUAAUUGAAUUAAAAAAUGAUGAAAGCUUCUAAAAAGAAAUGA
Messenger RNA from Paramecium sonneborni, 2384 nucleotides. NCBI's taxonomy places the organism in Eukaryota, Ciliophora, Oligohymenophorea, Peniculida, Parameciidae. The record is from the annotation of a GenBank genome assembly.